Chilo suppressalis (striped riceborer) is the source of this 1095-nucleotide messenger RNA. NCBI's taxonomy places the organism in Eukaryota, Metazoa, Arthropoda, Insecta, Lepidoptera, Crambidae. The record is from the annotation of a GenBank genome assembly.
GCAAAUGGUUUGCCUCUUCACUCCUUCCCUUUGUUUAUUUUUGCUGUUGAUCUAAGAAAAUUAUCAAAAUGAAUAAAAUUUGUGUUAUCAGACGAUUUAUACCAUUGACAACCAAAGCUAUGAAAUGUUAUCCAACAACAGUACAAACUCAGAAGAUCCAUCGUUGGGUUGCUCCAACAUUAAUGGAACUCAAGGUACGCGAAAAAAAACUUGGUGGCAAGAAAUAUUCACCGAGAAAUACAUAUCUUGAAUGGAAUUUAGAAGCAGAAUUGUAUGCUUUUGGGAAACGUUUGAAUGAAGAUUUUGAUUCGGAUCUCUUACUGCAAGCUUUUACUGACAGAUCAUAUGUAAUCAAAGAGGAGCAGAAGCAAAAAGAUUUGGGUAUUGACAUAAAAAUGAAGGAUAAUAGAGAAUUGGCUUCAAAUGGUGAGGAGUUUAUCAAGAAUUAUGUCCAGGUAUACUUGGAAACAAUUUUACCAAGGUUCCCUUUGGAAGGUGUAUCUGGUGUUAGAGAGCACCUAAUAAGUGAAGAGUCUUUAGCUCAUGUGUCAUUGCACCUUGGUACCAAGGAUAUAAUAUUAGCAGCUGAGUAUCCAGUUGAUAGAUUUAUUUUAGCAAACGCGUUCAAAGCUAUAGUAGGGGCCUUGCUACAGUCAUCCGGUGAUGAAAGAGCUGCCCAUUUUGUACGAGACUUUGUCAUUGCUCAAUUACAAGGAAAAGAUGUUAAUGAAUUUUGGACUAUUGAUGAUCCAUAUGAAAUGCUAACAAAUAUUUUGAAGAAAGAAGGUGCUACUUUGGAACCACGUUUAAUUGGUGAAGCAGGCAAAAACACUAUACUUGCUUGCUACAGAGUUGGCCUUUAUGUGGAAAAGAAAAUGAUUUCCUCAGGUUAUGGAGAAUCGAUUAAAAUUGCAAAAGAAAUGGGAGCCAGAGAGGCACUCAAGAAAAUAUUUGGAACAGAAGAUCAUAUGAAACCUAACUUUCAAUUAGAAGGCAUACCAAAACCUAACACAAAUAUUCGAUAUCAAAUAGCUGCAAGCUAGAACUAAGAUUUAUAGUAGAAAUAGAUAUGUACAUAUAAAUAAAACUGUUUUG